AUGUCACGUGGCUUUAUCCGGAGAAACGAAUCUCCAUUAGGCGAGAAGGUCCGGCGCGCAGAGGAAAGUGCAGCAUCCAUCCAUCGGUUCUACUGGCUUGUCGGCCGGUGUUAUUUUCAGUCCAGCAUCAAGCUCUCUUCCAAGAUGCCGAGAAAGCUGCGAGCCGCCGCCCAGGCCGCUGCGCAAUCAAUGAAGAAUGCCCCCCCUCCACUUCCCGAUGCUUCGGAUGAUGAAAUGAUAGAAGCCCCUCCGUCGCGUGAAUCGUCUCCGCCUGUAGUACCGGACGAAGCAGAUGACGAAGAGGAACAGCGCGAGGAUGCAGCGGAUGGAGAAGAGGAAGAAGAAGCGCCGACUUCACCACAGAAAGAGGAAGACGCCAGUACACCAGCACAACCUACACCAGCCCCGGAAUCAGAAGCUGCAGAUACACCCGCGCAGGACUCCAACCCUCCGUCACGGCCUGAUACCCCAACACACAUGGCACUCGGUCGCGUGUCUGCGAUUCCGCGAAAACGGCGCAUCGGCCGUCCGCCAAAGAACCGCCCUCCGGAUUGGGAUGCCCCAGCUGAUGGAUCGGCACCGCAGAUUCAGGUGAGCACGCCAGUCAAGAGGAGACGUGGCCGACCUGCUGCAAGUGGGGGACGAUGGGGACGGGGCCGUGGGCCGUCUCAUGUCACGCAGGUGCCGAUUGAUAAGGAAGGGAAUAUGAUGGAUGUUAUCGAUGAUGAGGUGGCUGUCCCAGGUGACCCAGAGGGCGACACCAAGGUCGAUAAGAAUGGUAUCCUGCAAGGUGAUCGAGAGUACAGAGUUCGGACGUUUACUAUUCUAAAUCGCGGCGAUCGCCAAUAUAUGUUGUCCACCGAGCCGGCGAGAUGUAUUGGAUUCAGGGAUUCGUAUUUGUUCUUCCAGAAACACAAAUUUCUCUACAAAAUUAUCAUCGACGAUGAUGCGAAACGCGACUUGAUCGAGAGAGAUAUCAUCCCUCAUUCCUACAAAGGUCGCGCUAUUGGUGUGGUUACUGCGCGGUCUGUGUUCCGAGAAUUCGGUGCAAAGAUCAUUGUCGGUGGCCGGAAAGUCAUUGAUGAUUACAAUGGCCAAGCUGCCCGGGAACGUGGCGAUGUGGAGGGUGAACUUGCUGUCCCCGAGGACAAGUUACCUGCGCCGGGUGAGCCAUACAAUAGGAACCAGUAUGUGGCAUGGCACGGAGCUAGCAGUGUUUAUCACACCAGCACGCCCACUAUCCCUAUCCCCGGUACUGGCAAGGCGGUAGAUUCCAAAAAGCGAAAAGUCACGGUCACAGGGGAUAACUGGAUGUUGGAGCAUGCUCGAGAAGCUGCCAAUUUCAAUGCUCUACUGUCGACUGCACGUCAGCAAAACCUUGAAGGCGUUUACGAUAUUCAGACGAACCUCUUCCAAUACCCUAAGAUCAUGCAGCCUUCCCACGCUCGUUGGGAGCGGCUGCCUCCCCCCGAUCCCCGGAGCGCAAACAAACUCACAAAAGAAAUGUCAACACUUACGCUGUCAAACGGCACAACCGAAGACGAAAACACUCAAGUAGAAACAACAGAAGAUGAAGAAACCAAGCCAGAAGAGACCCCUACCAUCUUCUCAUCCAUCCCUGCUACCCUCUCACGCCGUUUCGCCAUCCUCGACGUCCACACAGAAAGCCCCCCGUAUUCAAAUAUGGGUGUGCCUGGUCCGGAUGGCGAUGUUCAUGAUCUCGGUGCAAACGGUCUAAUCAGCGUCGCUAACCCCAAACAUCCUGAGUUCGUGAAUCCAGAGAUCCUCGAAGAACUACCCCCCGAGUGCAAGGAAGCUCUCAUUGAAGCCGCUUCACACGAAUGGGAGUGGAAGUCGAGAUGGUGCAGCGAAGUUGAUGAUGGUGCGAGGACCGUUCCGCUCAAGAGUUAUGCGUGGUUCCCUUGA
Aspergillus puulaauensis is the source of this 1926-nucleotide messenger RNA. RefSeq lists its product as uncharacterized. The transcript has 3 exons. Gene Ontology annotation, molecular function: chromatin DNA binding. Gene Ontology annotation, cellular component: nucleus. NCBI's taxonomy places the organism in Eukaryota, Fungi, Ascomycota, Eurotiomycetes, Eurotiales, Aspergillaceae. Bases 1 to 1926 code for a protein of 641 amino acids. The record is from RefSeq and is a predicted model, not a curated record.